AUGGAAGAUCUUGUGGACCACGGUCUCAUUGAAUCAUGGCAAGAGAAUCCAGACUUCACUAGUAAUCUGCAAGAACUCAGUUCUUAUGGACGUCGCGGGAAACUGAGCCGGCUUUCAGAGGAGAGAGCCGCGAUAUUGGAACAAACACAAGACCUCACUUUCCACAACUACAAGACGUUCAUACACACGGCCGAAUGCUCCAAGGACAUCUACAAAGAUUUCACCCUCGUGGAGCAACAUUUAGAAUCUGUUAUGAAGAAGUUGCCAAGUUUUAAGGAAAGUUGCAGUACCUUCAUGAAGACAGCUCAGGAGAUUAACCAAAGUCGGCGCAUGAACUCGCUGACGUUGAGUCGGCACGCCGUCAAGCUGCUGGCAGAAUACUAGAGAUUGCCUCAGCUGAUGACAACGUUGUGAUGGAACUGUUUUUACUACGAGGAGGCGCUAGCUGCUUGCCUAUACGUGAAGCGGCUAGAGAAGAGACACGCAGCCAUCCCCGUCAUCGUGAGCAUAGUGGGUGAAGUGAAGGCUUCUAUGAACUUGAUGUUGAAUCACUUGAUCCAGCAGUUACGCACCAAUGUCCAACUACCGGCUUGUCUCAAGGUGAUUGGAUACCUGCGGCGCAUGGACGCGUUCACGGAGGCGGAGUUGCGGAUCAAGUUCCUGCAGGCUCGCGACGCCUGGUUCCAGAGCGUGCUUUCCAGUAUCCGCUCCGAAGAUCCUUACCAUCACAUCACGAAGACUAUAGAGUUGAGUCGCGUUCACUUGUUUGACAUCAUCACGCAGUACCGCGCGAUAUUCAGCGAUGAGGAUCCGCUACUUUCCACCACCAGGGACUCCAGCCUGUCCGAGAGCGCGAUAUUCUACGGAUGGGUUCACCAGAAGGUUCAGCAGUUUCUACAGACGCUCGUGCGAGACCUGUCUCAGGGUGUCUCGUCACGUCUCGACUCCGUCAUCGGUCAGUGCAUGUACUUCGGUCUCUCGUUCUCGCGCGUCGGUGCCGAUUUCCGUCCCUUGAUGGCGCCACUGUUCCAGGAGGCGGCCUUGCGAGGGUUUCAGCAGGCUGCGGAGGAUGCAGCGAGGAGGUUUGACGAGGCGAUGCAAUCCUACACGCUCCUCAACACGUCCGCUGCGCUCGUCUCCAACAUACUAGGCGGCGCCGGCGGCAGCGGCGGCGGGGGAGAGACGGCGCUGCAGCCGCCGUCCUCGUUGCUAGAGUGUCAGCCGAUGGCGGUCUACUGCAACCAGGUGUUGACAGCGUUUAACGAGCUACGUCUGUGCGCACCUGUUUCCAUCGCCGCCGACAUCGCCACCGCUCUCCAGGGGUCGCUAGUGAAGGUCGCCGACUCCAUCCUAGCCUAUCACAGGGCGGAGGAGUCAGCGAUGACGGAUCGUGAGCGCGAGAGGUUUGCUAUCAUGUGCGGUACGUUCGCGUGUGACCUGGUGCCGUAUCUAUCCACGUGUCUACACACCGUCUACCCGGUCGCGACACUUGCUCAGCUGCUGGGGGUGUCCAUCCACGAGCUAGCUGACAUGGGGAACAUCGGUUCGUUAGACCAGGAGUUGAUUGCCGAGCCAUUGCAACGUUUCAUAGCAUCACACAUGUCUGACUCCGGAAUCACGUUCAUAACGCCCGAGACGGACGCAGCACCUGCAGAGACACCUGGUGACGAAGCAUCGGCAGAGACACCUGGUGACGAAGCAUCGGCAGAGACACCUGGUGACGAAGCAUCAGCAGAGAGAACUGGUGACAAAGCACCAGCAGAGACACCUGGUGGCAAUGAUGUUGAGGUGCCAGCAGAGACACCUGCUGGCAAAAAUGUCCCAGCAGAGAUAACUGGUAGCAAUGAAUCUGUAGGAGAGACACCUAGUGGCAACAAAGCUUUAACAGAGACACCUGGUGGCAAUGACACACCAGCAGAAACACCUGGUUGCAAUGAAGUUCCAGCAGAGACACCUGGUGGCAAUGAAGAUUCAGCAGAGACACCUGGUGGCAAUGAAGUUGCAGCAGAGACAUCUGGUGGAAGCGAAAAUUCAGCAGAGACACCUGGUGGCAAUGAAGUUGCAGCAGCGACACCUGGUGGCAAUGAAGAUUCAGCAGAGACACCUGGUGGCAAUGAUGCUUCAGCAGAGACACCUGGUGGCAAUGAAGCUUCAGCAGAGACACCUGGUGGCAAUGAAGCUUCAGCAGAGACCCCUGGUGACGUGUAA
This is a messenger RNA of Priapulus caudatus, 2208 nucleotides long. RefSeq names its product conserved oligomeric Golgi complex subunit 8-like. Gene Ontology annotation, biological process: intra-Golgi vesicle-mediated transport. Gene Ontology annotation, cellular component: COG complex. The record is from RefSeq and is a predicted model, not a curated record. NCBI's taxonomy places the organism in Eukaryota, Metazoa, Priapulida, Priapulimorpha, Priapulimorphida, Priapulidae.